UUAACAAUUUUUCUUUCUAUCAGCCUGUGUGUAAUGAUUUAUUACAGCUGAAAAGUUCAACAAAAUUCGGUCGUUGACUCAAGUAUUGGGUUUGCUGGUGUUGGUCUUUGGUGGCCAUCUUGUAUUUUCCAAUCUGAAGUCUUUUUGAUAGCGGUUUCAUUGUCCAAUUUAGAGGCAGUGUUAGUUAAUUUAUAACCAGAUUAUGGCUUUAAAACGAAUUAAUAAGGAACUGCAAGACCUGGGUCGUGACCCUCCCGCACAGUGUUCUGCUGGCCCUGUCGGAGAUGACCUAUUUCACUGGCAAGCAACAAUUAUGGGACCUCCUGACAGUCCUUAUCAGGGAGGAGUUUUCUUUUUAACCAUCCACUUCCCUACAGACUAUCCAUUUAAACCUCCAAAGGUGGCGUUCACAACUAGAAUUUAUCACCCAAACAUAAAUAGCAAUGGUAGCAUUUGUCUGGACAUACUGAGAUCUCAGUGGUCACCAGCGUUAACAAUAUCAAAAGUGUUGCUGUCAAUUUGCUCGCUGCUCUGUGAUCCCAACCCAGACGAUCCACUAGUCCCUGAGAUCGCAAGGAUAUACAAAACAGACCGAGAGAAGUACAACGAGUUGGCACGAGAAUGGACACGCAAAUACGCCAUGUGAUGAUUCGGCCACUAAGUCAACACCCACGUUUUAACUAGUUUUCAAAAACUGUCAAAUUUUUAAAACAAUACAUAAUAUUUUUUUCUGAUGGUCGUGGGUGAAUGAAGGGAAGAUGGUUUGCGUUGCCUCAGGGAUACAGCCCUUCUUCACCGAUGUUUUACUAUAUGAGAGUGUAGAUUGCUUUCAUCUGAAAUUAUUGUUUUAUUUAUUUUAAUUCAGGGAACUCUUCAAGUAAUACAAACUGAGAUAGUUCAACUAAUACCUUCAAUGUCCCUCGAUGUCAAAAUGUCCCGUAAUAAACCAAAUUAAUUUUCCCUACUCAUAUUUAUUCUACAAGUUCAGACUGAACUGUUAAAUAUUUCACCCCCUUUUUACAAAACGCUUCCUACUCAAAACAGUUCUCUUUUAAAGUAAAUUUGAUGGAUUAUUGUUAUUUUAUUAUUCCCGCUAAGGUUGAAAACCGCUGUAUUUUUGGAAGAUCUUGUAAAAAGGGGACAUUUUUGUGUGCAUAAAGGUUAUUCGAACAAUGUAAUUGAAAUUGUCUUUAUACACACAAAAUUAAUAAAGUUUCACUUUGUAAAGUA
Macrosteles quadrilineatus (aster leafhopper) is the source of this 1230-nucleotide messenger RNA. It is a transcript of the gene eff, whose product is annotated as ubiquitin-conjugating enzyme E2-17 kDa. The coding region runs from base 203 to 646 and encodes 147 amino acids. Gene Ontology annotation, molecular function: ubiquitin conjugating enzyme activity. Gene Ontology annotation, biological process: protein polyubiquitination; ubiquitin-dependent protein catabolic process. Gene Ontology annotation, cellular component: nucleus. The record is from RefSeq and is a predicted model, not a curated record. The transcript is spliced from 6 exons. Lineage: Eukaryota; Metazoa; Arthropoda; Insecta; Hemiptera; Cicadellidae.